AAAAGAAAAAAAAGGGGGAAAUCUAAAACCACACAAACCAACCAGCCCCCUUCCGCUCGCUCAUCAAAGCCCCCCUUAUCCAGCAGAAUGAUGCCCCUCCUCCUCCUCCUCCUCCUCCUCCCCUCCCUCCUCACCCUCACCCUCUCCCUCCCAACCCCCAGCAGCGAUCCAACGCCAGCUCCAUGGCCCCACCAAUUCCACUCGGUCCUCUUCAUGAACUACAGCGGCGCCCUCUCCCUCAUCGACCUCUGGUACGACUGGCCCAUGGGCCGCAACUUCAACAUCAUGCAGGACCAGCUCGGGGGCCCACCCUUCUACCCGCAGGCCCGUUCACUGGGUUUUCUACACUGGGAUGGAGGAGAAAAAAUUGUUUUAUUCGAAACGCCUCGUGAUCUUCAACCAAUUAUGUGCUUCAAUAUAAUUACCUGGAGUAAGCGCUAUAGCUUGUUUCCAAUACUCAGCAGCUUGAUCGGACCAAGCCUCCGCAAUUUCAGAAUCACCCUGCAGAAUGGCCUGUUCUCCCCGGUUGGAAUAGGGAGAUCUAUUCAUGUAAUGACAUUUGAGGUGGGAGCUGUGCUCGAGGAUGAGAAAUGGCAAGCGCCUGUUUACUGCUUUGACAAGGGAGAGAAGGAAGAGAACACAAUGCACAACUCCAUCAUUUCUGAGCACUUGAAGAGGAGAGCGAUACAGAAGAAGGCUACGACUCUAAGCAAACUCUGAGCGUUUUUAUUGUUUGAUUUUCAGAAAAUUGCAGUAUGUUCUCUCAAUGACUUGCUUUUAUGUAAUCUCUGCAACUGAUAAUAAUGCAAUGUUUCUUCUCUCACCUA
Messenger RNA from Asparagus officinalis (garden asparagus), 827 nucleotides. RefSeq lists its product as uncharacterized. The transcript is spliced from 4 exons. The coding region runs from base 88 to 720 and encodes 210 amino acids. Lineage: Eukaryota; Viridiplantae; Streptophyta; Magnoliopsida; Asparagales; Asparagaceae. The record is from RefSeq and is a predicted model, not a curated record.